UGCUGCCGCACGCGUGCAGACAACUCACGAGACCUCCGUUCAAAGAAGUCAUUUUUGCUGCCGCGCAUCGUAGAUCUUCAACCAAUGCCCGUUGUGGGUAUGCGCCACAGCCACUUUAGUGAACAACAUCUUCAACGACGAGUGGUAACGCCAUGCCGAAUGUGCGAAGAGGUGUUCUGCGUCGGAUGCGAGGCGCCGAAGUCGCCGGCAUCAACUGGCGUCCGACGCUUUUCGCCGAGGAAUUCCUGCACCCGCACGCCUGCUGCCUGUGCCAAGUGAUCCCCAAGAACACCAUAUUGCUGCCGUGUUCUCACGCCCUGUGUGAGACGUGCGAGCGAGGCAGCCAGCGGAGGAACGGCUCCGGAGGCGUUUGCCCGCUUUGCGGGGAGUCGUUCGAAGAGGACGAGUGCCAGCCCAUCAAGCUUUCCCCGAAGAAGGCGAGCAGCCUCAAGGCUUACUGUUGGAACCACGCUCAAGGCUGCCGAUUCGUCGACGUGCUGCCGGCCGUCCUCCUGCACUACGAGCAAGAGUGCAACUACCACUCGACGUCAUGCCUGGGUUGUGGCGAGAACGUCCUGCACCGAGACCUACCUAGGCACUACAAGGCCGGCUGCCGUCGCCGCAAGCUACCCGCCAAGUGGAGGCACGUGGGGCAAGGGGACACAGGGGGCGCUGCGGGCGACUGCAGCGCCGCCAUCCCCGAAGAACCUAAACCCGUCGUGGACGACGCCCAGCUGUCGGCCCUGCGGAGCCAGAUGAACGAGCUGACCCGCCAGAUGCGAGAGCUCGGCCAGGCGCUGGAGAAGGCGUCCGGAACCCUGGCGGACGUCGAGCUUGGGCUGGACAGCGAGCUGUCCGAAGCCUUGGAGAAACUCUCGGUGGUGUCCGGCGAAUCGGCCGACUCCGGGAAGCGCGUGCGCCUGACGUCUGAGUCCUCGGUGGCUUCGUCAGAUCUCGCGAGUAGCGACGCGGGUGGCCAUAAGCGAGCCGGACAAGGCCCACAGGUAACGCAGGCUGCUCCCGCGGACCAGGCGAGUCGGGAAGCCAAUGCCAAAGCCGACGCCAAAGCGGAAGUCAAAGCCGAGGCUAAGAUUGUCAAGAAGAUCGCGAUGCCUUGGGCCUUGGAGGAGAGGCACAUCCUUCGCAAGCUGGAGAUCAUAGCAAACCAGUCGCUCCACUAUCUGGAAAGCCUGCGCCAGGGAGCUGCUCGUCCCGAAGCUGCGAUGACGUGCUACGAGCUCGUUCCCCUGGGAUCGAACGACACGGUCGACGCGAAGCUGUGCCCGAUCCCACGCUGCAGCCGGAUGCCUCGCCACGCUGUCUAUCGCUUCAGCGCCAAGGGCGUCGACGAGCUGUUGAAGCCCGGCGUGUACGACCUGAAGGUCGCCGGCGUUGGGACGCGUUGGCACAAGCGAGUGCUGUUCUUCACCGUCAUCCUCGGGUCGCGCGUGUCUGAACGCAGCUUGGAAGUGUUCGUCAAGUGGGGUCGCACCCUGGACGUUGACCGUCAGCCGCCCCAGAUCGUGAAGGUGGCGUUUGUCCACCGCGAGUUCGCCAGGAACCGCGCCUUGGAGAGGGCAAGCACACUGCCCCUGGAUGCCGUUUUCCUUCCGGGAUUCCAUUUGAGAUACAAAACGAGCUUCGCGGAUCUGAAGGAGGACAACUUCAUACAAAACGGAGAGCUGAAGAUCGAAUUGGCCAUAGGGGACUAGACCGCCUGUUCCAGCGAUCGGCAUCACUUGCAUACUCGUAGAUAGAGUAAUGCACGUUCCACUCUGUAUGCUCAGUUUACUUUUGCCGAAGAGCUGGCUCAUCCUUGCAGUCAUUAUAUUAUCAUUGCUGAAAUUAUCUUGUAAAGUACAAGUUGCCGCUUUUGGAUGGACUUCAACUUCAACUCACACUCACUUCUUUUCUUUAUUGUUGUAAAGUUCGUUGCCGCUUUUGGAUGGACUUCAACUUCAACUCACACUCACUUCUUUUCUUUAUUGCAGCAAUAAUGGACUCUGCGGCUCUCAAUUUUAUAACAAUUUUUCUUCACUUGAAUAAAGUUGAGAACUUGGC
Molecule: messenger RNA, 2061 nt
Organism: Dermacentor silvarum
Lineage: Eukaryota; Metazoa; Arthropoda; Arachnida; Ixodida; Ixodidae
Exons: 2
Coding region: 153-1712 (519 amino acids)
Molecular function (GO): zinc ion binding
Source: RefSeq, a predicted model, not a curated record